This is a messenger RNA of Styela clava, 3041 nucleotides long. RefSeq lists its product as uncharacterized. Lineage: Eukaryota; Metazoa; Chordata; Ascidiacea; Stolidobranchia; Styelidae. The record is from RefSeq and is a predicted model, not a curated record.
AUUUGUGUUUACUCAACUUCUUGUCCUCUGAAAGAGCAAUCGUCUGUCAUCUUUGGCGGCGCUCGUUCGGGUGUAAAAUAUUCUCUUUUUAUUCUAUAUUUGACAAUUCUCUCUCGUCAAUGUGUAUUGUGUGAAUGUGAAAAUGACAACUGGUACAUACAGGGUGAUUGAGCGUAAAUAGACCACAUAGACUUCAAAGGAAACAUAGAAAAUGAGAAAAGGCGAAUUUCAGAUCCUGGUUUUGUGUUAGCUGAUGAAAUAUAAUCUAUACAGAGAUUUUUAGUUGGUGUGCUACUUAUGUUAAAUGAGUUAUAUAAAUUUAUUAAGGAUAGAAAUGCAUUAUCUUUAUUUUUAAUGAUUAUAUUUUGUAAUAUAAAUUUAAUCAUAUAGAUGGAACAUUGGUCAUCUAUGAGCAAUAAAACAAUUUUUAGAUGUUAUAUUGAAAUGAAAUAAACUUAAAAAAUUGUAUUCUCGUAGAAUGAAAAUGGGAUCUUAUAUUUUCAUUUAUAAGUAAUUUACCAGCAGGUUGAUUAUGUAUUUUUAAAUAAUUUUUAUAUUAGUUGUAAUGAUUGUCACUAGUCUUCUUGACCUACUUUUUUGGUAUGUAGGUCGCAAUAUUCAGAAAUCAAAUAAUGUCUUGAAACCUUUAAGAAGAAGUGUAGGUUUUUUGAAGGGUUUUGCACUUGUGAUAUUUGUUUGAAAUAUUUAAUCGCAUAUAUUUGUAGAUUCUAGUCAUUGUCCAUUUUACUUAGAUAAUCCACAUCUUCCAAAUUAUAAUCCACUUAGCCCAUAAUAUUUGCUCAGUAUUUGAAAUCUUCAGAUAAGUUUAAAACUUCUCUGUUUAUUUUUAUGUUCUUUAUACUACUUUUAAGUCUCAAACUUUUCUAUUUCAAACAUGGGCUGUAUAUAAAUCACAUCUUUUUAGGUUGCAGUAACUAUUUUUAGUUAUAGAUAAGAAAAAUAUAAUUUUGUUAUAAUUAUGUUUCGGGUAUUUUAGUAUUUCUCCAUAAAUUUUUAAUAAUAUGUGCUUUUUUGUAUCCAAAUUGACAAAUUAAUUGUUGGAUCAUUCAGUAUUUGUCUCAAAGUAUUUCACAUGUCUCUCUCUAAGUCUUCAAUUAAACAUAAGGGUUCUGUAAACAGUCUGAGAGGUUAUGUUAAGACUCUUGUUUUAGAUGAUCGAUCGGCAGGAUUUCCUAAUCUAGUGGGAUUAAAAUUGUGAAUUUCAAGACUGUUGGUAUGAUUUUUGGUAUUCGUAGUUCUCUUAGUUUCAUAUUUGAUGCAAAUAUUUGAAUUAUUUUAAAAGUAUGAUAAGUUUUUUCGAGACAAAAUAUCAGUAUUAAUUGUGAAAUGCAAUGUGCUGCAAGUCUUUAUUCUGACAUUUGAACGUUUGAAAAAUUCUGAAAACGGAAAUCUGUUUCUCUUUGAGUUUUAUAAAUAAGGCAGUUAUAAUCAUUCUUUGUCGAUUUAUUUAAAUUUUGGAUUUUAUGAAGUAGUGAUCUGUGAUAAAAAGUAUAAACUUAAAAGCAGAAAUGGCAUGUCAAGUGUCACCUCGAAUGCAGACAGGUACUUCAGUCUAUAAAAAUGAUUUCAAGAAAAGAAUUACUUCAUCACCGUUACCAACAAGACCGCAAAAUAGGCUGAGGAAGAACAGACCUCAUCCUAACAAGGAUUUUCUUCUUCCAUCACAAAUUAACGAUGGUAUAGAAUUACAAAAGAGAGUUCGUCGUGCAGUUCGAGAGUAUCUGGAUGAAAUUUAUUAUCGUGAGGGCGAUUCUAAUUCAUACUCACAAGCUCCUCCUCAGUUCAUUCCUCCAAAAAAUGACGAGGACCUAAGGCCGAGAGAAAUUUUGAUGCCAAAAACGAGCAACAAAUUGUAUCGAUCAUACUCACAUUAUCAGGAUUCCUCUCCAAAUUUCCAAGUUACCGGUAAGACAACUUCUUUCGCCGCUAGAGAACGGCCAUCUACAGCUGUUGCAAUUGAAAGAUCUCCACCCGGUUAUCUACAAGCAGAAAGCAAAAGAGAUCGUUCUGUGAGAAUAAGGCAAGAGGUUGAAGACAAACAUAGAAUUCAGACGGCGAGUCCUCAACCAAAAAAGUGGCAAAGAAUAAGUUCUGCCGUUCCCACGCAGAAGAAAUCACUUUGGACAAAUCCGACUCAUACAAAGCGAGCAUUGUCUGCGCCACCUACUCAAGGAUAUUCAUAUUAUAAACAAUCUACUGGUAAUAACAAUACCAAAGCUAUGUAUAAACCAGUACAAGAUAAACUCAGUGCUUGGGCAGAAACUGCAAAUGAUUAUGAGAAACAAGUUGUGUAUAAUCUGCUCAACAAAGCUGCAAAACCGAAUGAGGGACCACCUACUACUCCACCCUCACCUCAGGAAGCUUACCAUUUACUUAUGAGAGCAAAAAGUGUUCCUGCUCAUCAACAAAUCCCUCAAGAUGAGAAAAUUGCACCAUGGUCACCAUACUUUAAUAAUUUGAGAAGACAACAAAAUAAACAAAGGAAUUUGAAUAGUGCGCCGGUCAAAAAGUUAUACGGUCUUGUUCCGAAUGCUACUCAAUAUCCUCCUCGAGACCAGAGAAUAUAUCGAUUACCUGGACAAGAUAUGAGAGUUCCUGGAAAUCCAGCAGAUGAAAAAGAAUUGAAAGAAUAUUUGAGCAAAAUAGCUAAGGUGACUCAAAAACAAUGGAGGCAACCAGAAAAGAAGUAUCUAAUAGCUCCAAUGCAUAGUUAUCCAAAUACGCAAGGAACUAAGGAUAAAGACUAUAAGUGCGAUGUCAGUUUCUUCCAGUCUGUACGAGCUCCAUUCAAAAGUCAUUUCAUUAUUCAUCCAGAUUUUACUUCAGAAAAUUUUAUUCAAAAGAAAAGAGCUGAUCAAAUGGUUUCACACAUUCGCUAUUAAAAAUUUAGAUAAUUUAGAAUAAGAGUUCAAAAAAUUGUUUCAAUUUGAAGAUUCUGAGGAGAAUACAAAUAAAAAAAUCUUACGGUAAACUUGAUUCCACUCGAAGAUAUGUUUAUGAUGUUACACUCCAUUAUUUAU